Messenger RNA from Closterium sp. NIES-67, 1857 nucleotides. NCBI's taxonomy places the organism in Eukaryota, Viridiplantae, Streptophyta, Zygnematophyceae, Desmidiales, Closteriaceae. The record is from the annotation of a GenBank genome assembly.
CUUCCCCGCUUUUGCUUCGUCGACUUGAAGUCGAGGUACUCCGUCUCAAAUCCUGUCCUAUCAUACUUCCGAAGUACAUACUUGGGUACAUAUUUGGGCACAUUUUCCGGUACCCACCGCUGGGAAAUCCUUCUGUUUGCCCCGCGCGAUUAGGAUGAUGACGAGGACCUCGCUCGUCCGUUUGUCUCUCAACGCCGUUAUCAUUCUAGCCCUACUCGAGAUUGCUGCUCACCCGAUAGCAGUGACGGCCAAGAAAGCGGGUCCCCGGCGACCGCCGCCCCCUAAUCUGAAGCCGUCGUCCGAGAUCCUACCCAUGUGCAGAUCUUCAGGUGCGGUCAAUCUAACGGUUUCGCCAAAGUUCGUCGGGACCACGUGGCGAGGGUGGGGCACUUCGCUCGCUUGGUUCGCGAACUACGUCGGCGGCUUGCCGCAAAAGAAGCUGAACGAAAUGCUCGAUCUCCUCUUCACGAAAGACGGGCUAGCUCUGAACAUCGUUCGUUACAACAUCGGGGGCGGACACAACAAGAAACGCAGCCCGCAGUUUUAUCAAAUGGAGCAAACAGAUUGGCGGGGAAUGCCGGGUUUCAAGCCGACUGAGGCCGGGCCGUUCGAUUGGAGCGCGGACGAACGGCAGCGGAACGUGCUGCAGGGAGCGAAGGAGAGAGGCGCGAAUGUUUUCGAGGCGUUUUCCAACAGCCCGCCCUGGUGGAUGACCAAAUCUGGUGACGUGGCUGGCCCGCCGCUAAUAGGCCAAUCCAAUCUCAAGCAAGAGUACGAGAGCGCUUUCGCAUACUACCUGACUACCGUCGUGGAACAGUUCGCGAAGAAGUGGGGUGUGACGUUUGAUUCGCUGGAGCCGUUUAACGAAGCGUUGGAGGGGUUUUGGCAGCAGGGGAAUGCGCACGAGGGGUGCUCGUUUGACGCGCCAGCAAUGGGUCGCAUAAUCAAAUACACUUCAGACUCGUUAAAGAAAAAGGGACUUCAAACGAAGCUGGUCGGUGUGGACAGUUGGUCUCCCGCAACUGCGACGCUCUCCCAGGUGGCUAACCAUCAGCUACUAUCGCGGAUAAAUGUCCACUCAUAUAUGAACAGGUACGACGAAGACGAUGUCGCGAAGAUAUACGAGAACAAUUUCGCGAGAGUUCGCGAAACGGCGAAGCAGCUCGGGAAGGACGUCUGGGUCAGCGAAGCGGGACCGAUCGGAAAAAGCGGGAACUCCUGGGAUGUGUCGCUGUACAUGGCGCGAAACGUCAUCGAGACCGUCAAUAUCAUGGAGGCAUCGGCGUACGUGUAUUGGCAAGCGUACGAUCUGGGCUCAGGCUGGUCACUGAUCGACUUCCCCACGAAUUACAACCCCGGAUUCCAAGGCGCCAUGAAAACACCGAAGCCGAACAAGCGGUUCUGGAUGUUCAAACAUUUCACCAUGCUUGCCAAGCCUGGAUCCAAGCCGCUCAAGGUAGGUUCGGACUGCUCGCACGGCAUCAGCGCGUUCUACAACCCGGGCGACAAUCGGGUUACCGUCUUCCUAGUGAAUCAGCAGGCUAAGGAGCGGCGAGUGACGAUUAAUCUCCAAGGGUUCAGAAGAAAUGUGGGCGGGAGCACGCGAGUGGUCGUCAGGAGGACGUCUUUCGCAACAAAUCUGGGGAAGAAAGUCUACACGCGGUUUGGCGGGAAAGCGACACUUACUGUGUGGGGGCAAUCCCUCGUUUCGGUCACCUUCACUAACAUGUCUGAUUAGGGCAACGAGCUACACUUGCUAGGCGGGUAGAAUGUUAGCAUAACCAGUUGCAUUUCCCUCUAACCAUGUGAUUUGUUGUAGUAAAAAGUUGCUUUGCGAAUCUUUGUUGGACCUUUUCA